AUGCCUAGCGCGUCCAUCGAGUUCGUAGGUGGAGAAUCUGAACGAGCCCAGCUGAGAAAUUUUGUCAAAGUAAAUGAAUUCUCAGUUCCGUUUGGCGCUGCAGCCUUUUGGCUUCGUGUGGUGAACGACUGGGCCCACAAUAACAAACUUUCUAGUAGCACUGCAAAAAGUGCUACCAUAUGUAUCAGCCACAACAAAACUGCUGUGUCUCCAACCUACUUCCUUGGAGGCACACCUAUAAAGACUGUUGGGGCCCUUCCCAUUCUGGGUGUAACAUUCAGCUCAUCUCUCAAGUUUUGCCACACGCUGAAAUACCAGCGCAACAUUGCACUAGUCCGUCUAUUCUGCAGGUUGCUUCAGGGCUCUCUGGACAGCACUCAUUUUUCUUCUUCAGCUCGUCUGAACAAGUGGUUCGCCCAAUGA
Messenger RNA from Dermacentor albipictus, 423 nucleotides. Lineage: Eukaryota; Metazoa; Arthropoda; Arachnida; Ixodida; Ixodidae. The record is from RefSeq and is a predicted model, not a curated record.